Molecule: messenger RNA, 937 nt
Organism: Penicillium pulvis
Lineage: Eukaryota; Fungi; Ascomycota; Eurotiomycetes; Eurotiales; Aspergillaceae
Exons: 2
Coding region: 26-937 (303 amino acids)
Biological process (GO): retrograde vesicle-mediated transport, Golgi to endoplasmic reticulum
Cellular component (GO): endoplasmic reticulum; SNARE complex
Molecular function (GO): SNAP receptor activity
Source: RefSeq, a predicted model, not a curated record
CAAACGAUAACACUACUCUUCCAACAUGGCUGUAACCGCCUUUCCUUCUCUCGGAGAUUCUCCCGAUCUCACCCUCCUCAAUGCAGCCCGCCUCUUCACACGCCUCGAACACAAUCUCCUAUCACCAGGCACAGAGCUCCGCACCCUACGCGGGUCCGAGUUUCAGCGCAUGCGCGUAACUAAGAAUAUCGAAUACGCACGCACCCUCCUCUCACAACUAGAACGAUCUCUCCCCCAAUUGAAAUCGCCAGACCGGCGCCAUGAGGCACAGGAAGAGCUCGUGCGCGACAGACAACUUCUAAAGCGCAUGCAAGCCGUGCUAGACGAAGAAGAAACACGGGCCAACGAGAACAACGAAAGCGAGGAUGUCGACGCAGAAUGGGACGAAUUAUUCGCAAAGCCGCUUGCUGAAACAAGCACAAAAGGCGAAUCACAAGACGAACCCAUAUAUAUCAAAUCCGAAGAGAAAAUUAUCGAACCCGCAACCACAUCCGUACCUUUAUCCACAGCCGCACCGCCUACAGCGACAGCACCACCAGCCCUCCGAAACAGAUUAAAUCAAAAACCACUAUCAACAACCGACUCUGCCAAAGCAUCUGGAAGCAGUACACACAAGAACGAAAAGGAGCAAGCGCUAAGUACCCACCGUCUCGAACAGGAGGAUCUGACUAGCUCGCUCGUUUCGCUUGCUAGUCAGCUGAAGGCUUCCUCGCAGUCUUUCCAGGCUACGUUGGAAAAUGAGAAGUCUGUGCUCGAUCGGGCGGUGACCGGGAUGGAUAAGACUAGUGCGACUAUGGAGGCUGCGGGGAAGAGGAUGGGCAUGUUGAGGAAAAUGUCUGAGGGGAAGGGCUGGUGGGGGGAGAAUGAUGCUUUAUGCGUGGAUUUUUGGGUUAUGGGUUGUUGCGAUUUUGAUUGUUUAUGUUUUGCCCAAGUUUAG